Molecule: messenger RNA, 15254 nt
Organism: Porites lobata
Lineage: Eukaryota; Metazoa; Cnidaria; Anthozoa; Scleractinia; Poritidae
Source: the annotation of a GenBank genome assembly
UUUUUUCUUCUGCAGGCUGCUGACAAGGCCACAAGGUUUAAUUACCUGCUACAACAGACUGAGAUCUUUGCUCAUUUUAUGAACACAACAAGAUCAAAGAAACAGCCUUCCAGUCCUUUGAAAAUGAAGGCACCGCAGUUUCCAAGCAGAAGUAGAAAAUUGUCUGAUUGUGGAGAGUAAGUGGAUGUUGAAGUUUUUAGAUACAGUCAAGUACCUUUCACUCUUGCUGCUUCAACAGUGUCCCAAACCAAAAUUUUUAUUAAUAUCCCAAUUUUUAACUUUGUCAAACUCUAAAAAGAACUACACUGGAACUUGGUAUAACAAAGGGCCAAGGGAUUAGCCAAUAAUUAUGUUCAAUCUUACGGAUGUCUGUGUUACUGAAAGCCUUGGAUUGGAUUUUUGAUUUAUAAUGUUACACUUUUUUUUCAUUUAAGUCAUCGGCAUCGUCGCACAGAACAAGAAGAAGAUGAAGAGUUGAUCAGCGAAAACAAGCAUGCACAAAAGUCUGUUAUUCAUUUUGAUCAGAAUCCACACUGUAAGUAACUUGUCUUACUUGUACACUCAACGUUUUCACAAGUCUGAGUCUUAGAUAAUGAUCCAUGGGUGUUUUCUAAAGACACCAUUUACCUAGGAAAAAAAUUACCUACAACAUGUACAUUUGCUUACAUACGUUUUUGUAAUAGGUUUUUAUUUCUUUCUUUGUUCCUUUGGCAUCCCUUGGGCUAAUAUUAUUAUAGUACAGCAUUUCCCGAAAAAGUACAGCAAUGGCAAGAUCAGUGUGUCUGUAAUGAAAUGUUUGAGGUCUUUAUAAGGGAGGACUAUCUUUGAAUCUCUCCUCUGGUGCCGAUAUACGUAUACAUGCAUUAUGCUAUGUACAGUAACGUUGUACAACAAGUUAGUUAAAUUAAUUAUUGGCAGAGACAAUAAAGCAAUUUGAAUAUUUUGCUUUGCAGAUAUCAAAAAAGGUGAAAUGCGAGAUUAUCAGAUUAGAGGUCUCAAUUGGCUGAUUUCACUAUUUGAAAAUGGAAUCAAUGGAAUUUUGGCUGAUGAAAUGGUAAAGUAGAAUAGUUAUAAUAUGUUAUUCUACAUCUACAGAAAAGAAUCCUUCUUGAUACCUUUUUUUAGGCUCUGUUUUUUUUUUACCCUUAGUGGAAGAAUAAUGUAUCGCAGUCUUUCAUACACAUACUUGCAUUUUCACGAAAUAUAUGUGGUCAUUCUUCAUUUAACAUUUUUCAUGUAUGUAACAUAAUCCAAUGAAAUAGAUUUUCCUUUUUAUUUAUUUAAUUUUUUUCCUCCUUUAUACUAGUUAUGUUCUCGAAGAUAUUAGCCUUUCAGGCUACUCUCAAAUUCGACUAUAAAUAAAGUUCAUUUAUGUAUGUAUAGUUUUGUUUUUUUUUUUAAUUAACACAUACAGUGCUGAUUUAGAACCAAUCUUUCCAGUCCUCAACAGUAGCUCUAGCUAUAAGACCAGAACUAGUAUAAAUUGGGUUUUAGCUUUAAAAUGUGAAAACUUCUAGGAAUCAGAGUUACUUUUGAGGAAGUUAGAAGGUCAUAAAACAGCUGUUUUUCUAUUUGUAUAGGGUCUAGGCAAGACUUUACAGACCAUUUCCCUGUUGGGCUACAUGAAGCAUUUUCGGGAGAUUCCUGGCCCGCACCUCGUGAUUGUUCCAAAGUCCACAUUAACCAACUGGAUGUCAGAGUUUGAGCGGUGGUGUCCAACCAUCAGAGCUGUGUGCUUGAUUGGUACUCAGGAGCAGAGAGUAAGUGAAACACUACUGUUUGGUCAACUGUUCAUCUGUUUGACCUCAUCGGUUCAAAAAAAUCUGUUAAGCCAUUCAACCAUUCUGUUUCGAACCGCUCAGCUCUUGUAUCUGUUUUUUAUCUGUUUGCUUGCUGCGCAUUCAGUCGUUUGAACGGAUGUCAUGAGGAAGGUUUUUGCAUGAAUUAUCACAUUUUUGUAAUUACAUGUAGCAGGCUGAAAAUUUUGUUCUGAGCCCUGGUCAAUUACUCAGCGCACCAGCAAGGGUCGGGUUGUUCAAAGCUGGGUUAAGAUAGCCCAGUGCUAGUGCAUAAUUUGAAUUCAGAUUUAAAGUUUAAAAACCAAAUUAAGUUUAAUUCAUUUUGUCUGCAAUUUGAUGUGGUAAAAAGAAUAAAGAAAAGAAUCCCAGAAAACAAAGCAAAGAGAAACCUGGAUCAGCAUGCAAAGAAAGUAGUGUCCGAUAACCCGGGGCUAGUGGAUUUUGUUAUCAGGCUGGUGAAUUCUGUUCUUAUCUUGCCUGACCGGCAAGUGAAGUUUUUUUUGAGGAAUUCAAAUUACAGAAUAACUGUGAAAUCAGUUCUGCUCAUCAAAGAGUUUUUGGGGCUAGUUGAAAUGACGUUUGGGCAAGUACAUGGUGGCCUCAGCUUGCCCAAAUGGCAAGCUGUAAAAAUGACUUUCUCUGCACCCUGCUGCAUUAACAAUUAACAUGAACAAUGAAAAAGUGGACCCAAGCUUUUUGUUGUCAUCUUGUUUUGUUCAGUUGUCACUAUUAUUUUAGUCUUCACAAAUGGUAAUCUAAACAUGACAGUGAAUUGUUUUCUUGUUGUCGUUGAUUUUUUACACAAUGUUUGUUAAUUAGCUAUUUUCCCUCUGCAUCUGUAGGCAGCAUUUAUUCGUGACACCAUGUUACCAGGAGAGUGGGAUACAUGUAUCACAUCUUAUGAGAUGGUGAUCAGAGAGAAAGCUGUUUUUAAGAAGUUUGCUUGGAGAUACAUCAUCAUCGAUGAAGCACACAGAAUCAAAAAUGAAAAGUCCAAGGUAAGAUGGAAGACCUCUCUUGGUCCCUGUGGCUAGUUUACGUGAAGUUGUGGCUCAUUUGCUACUUUGACUUGGUGGAUGGCUGACGUUCGUUUAUGACAGGACUUAAGAGUUAUAAUAAAACUCCUUGACCACAUUUAUAUACAGCUGUACAUGCAAAUAGGAAGCCGGUCUGCCUAUUGCCAGUUGUUUUUUACAUCAUUAAGUUGACUUAUGUUUAUGUAUAUAGUGAACACCACCAACUCACUGAAUCAUAUAAGAAAAAAAAACCUCACUUCAUUUCAACUUCUGCAUAAAAACUCUUCCCUAGUCUUUCAAUGUAACAUAAGAAAUCCCUCAUAGGAACAGACUAGAUGCAACUUUUCUAAGAAACUCAUGUUAUUACCUUUUUUGUUCAAGUAUUUGUUACUUGGAAAUACAUGUACAUGUAAGCUGUCAGUGUUCUUAAAAUAAAUAGCAGAUGUACAUUGCCAAUAUAGUACACACUACUUUAAUCUUUGGUUUUGUAAGGUAAAUCUGACUGGUCGUCUUUUAAAAUGUUUGGUUUUAGCUCUCAGAGAUUGUGCGAGAAUUGCGGUCAACAAAUCGUUUGCUACUGACAGGCACUCCAUUACAGAACAAUCUUCAUGAACUUUGGGCACUGUUGAACUUCUUACUACCUGAUGUCUUCAGCUCAGCUGAUGUGAGUCCUAUGUAAUAGUUUUUUGCAGAGCAUGUAACUAUUACAGACCAAAAAAGCAACAGUUUAUUAUUUUUUGCCUUUGAAGGGUAUGAUUACUGAGUACUGUACUUGAACUGGCACAAACAACCACCUGUAUGCCUCAAGCAAGAAAUAUUUUUCUUUGCCAUCAUCCCAUACCUUUACUGUUCCUCACACCUCCAACUACUCUAACUAAAAGAGUGGGAAAGUAUUAACUUCUUUACAACUGCUACAUCAGCAUAAAAAAAAAAAAUCAUUCCAUUUUGUUGAAGUCCAAUGAUAUUGCUUAGCACAGAAAGAGGUAAAACUAAAAAAGUUUAAAAAUGUCAGGCCAAGCCCUAAUAACAGUACAGUGGUAGCGUAAUAAAGUUGCCCCUGAUGUCCAAGUGGUGCCACCAAGUAGGAGUUAUAGUAAUUUAUUAGAAUAAAAAUUAUAACAUCAGACAGCUGUACUUCAUUAGAGCUGCCACCUACUGCAAUGUUGUCCUCAUACUUAUUGUCACUUGCGUAGAGUUAUGAGUCUAUUUUCCAUUUGCUGCUGGAGGGGUGUUUAGUUUUUGAUCGAGAAAAAGCAAGUCUUGGCAAAGCUAGUUUACAACCCUACAUUGCUAGUUGUUCUACCCUACCCCUUUCCCCGUCACCAAAAAGGCAUCUGUAGGCAUGCCCUUUUUGCAGGGGAUGCAAAAGGGCAUUCAUUCAGUAAUGAUUUUCACUUUGUUUUCUCAGGAUUUUGAUGCGUGGUUUAACACUAAUUCUCUAGUGGAAGAAAAGCAGCUUGUGGAACGUCUUCACUCAGUAAGUACUCAGAGGUUGUCAGGGUUGUUCUCUAGAAGUGCCUGGCAGCUGCCUGUGACUAAAAUUAGCCACUGACAUGGAAUUAUGACUAAUGUAUUGAAUCAUGACUCAACCUUCAGGUUUUAAGGCCAUUCCUUCUACGUCGUCUUAAAGCUGAUGUCGAAACCAGACUUUUGCCAAAGAAGGAGACCAAGAUUUACGUAGGCCUGACAAAGAUGCAAAGAUAUUGGUAGGUUAUUCUUUAAGGUGACAAACUUUUGUUUACAGUUGGAAAUAUUUAUAGCUCAAAGGCUAGUCAGCUAGUUAUCAAAUAAAUGUCAAUUUAAAGAACAGCUCCCCCAAAAGUCUGUAGGCUAACAGUCAGUUAACUUUAAACUCACAGUCUGCCAACAGAUAACCCACAGUUGGCCAAUAAGUGGACAGAUUUUGGGGGAAGCUGUUCCUCAAUUUUACCCAAAUGAAACGUAACAAAAUUAGAAAUCCCAGCUUCCCGAAGGAAAACCUUUUAACUAUUUGCAAGCCCUAAGUGCUCCAGCUAGUAGUCAAGUGAAACUUUAAAUUGGGCACCGGAUUACAUGUCCAGCCCUCUGCUCACUCACCCUUGUUUACCCACCUUAGCUGUUCUUUGAAGCAAAUAUGUAGCUGUAACUUUAUAAUAAUAUAUUGGAAACAAUGGGUCUUUCGGUAAUGAUAAAAGGCAAGAUAGCUACAGCGGUUUAUAAAUAAAUACUUAAUAAUCUUCCCUUGUGGAGCUUUUCAGUGAUAAUGAACCAAAUAAUUUUAAUUGAACAUAACAUGGUUAAGAAUCCCAACUGGUUGGAGGCGAACCAGUUGGCAAUUUUACAAGAAAGGCAGAAAAUUUUGAUUUGAGACUACCCAGAACAAACUUAGCUAACAGUCAGGGCAGGACUUAAAUUUGGGGCCUCUGGAUUACAAGUCCAGCACUCUAACUACUUGGCCACACUGCUCUUAUGAGCAAUCAUGGAUCUAAUAUUCCAUUUCUGUGACAUAACUUAACAAGAUGGUUGUGCAAUAACUGAUGUAACAUUUUUAGGUACACCAAGAUCUUAAUGAAGGACAUUGAUGUGGUGAAUGGAGCUGGCAAAUCAGACAAAAUGAGGCUUCUGAACAUUCUCAUGCAGCUUCGCAAAUGUACAAAUCAUCCGUAUUUAUUUGAUGGAGCAGAACCUGGUAUGUGCUUGCUCCUUUAUAUCAUCAGCACUAGUGUCACUGUUCAGCAAAAUUGUAAGCACCCAUUUAGGAAUUGAAAGUGGUGAUAAAAGCAUGAGAAGGUUCUUAUUUCCCUAGAUGUUGCUUGUAAUGUGUUAGUGCACUUGUAACAAGAAUUGAAGUUACAAAGUACAUGUACAAAGUACAUGUACAAAGUGAUCUUGUCUUGUGUUUACCAUCUUACCGUCCUUGAGACCCAGGGGUUGUUAUUAAAUUGGGACAAACGUUCAUGGUCAAAAUCAUUAAAGGCAAAGUUUACUAGAGGAACCGGUUAAAGGGUGUAAGGCUUGUUUAUAGUGGAAAGUGUACUAAGCUUAUCCAGCUAGUUUACAGGCACUUCACUCAAACAGUAGAAACAGAUAAUUCAAAUAUAACGUAACAGGAUUUAAAACCCCAAGUGGCAGGGGGCAACCAGCUGGCUAUUUACAAGCACAGCCGAGGAUUUGAACUCGGGACAACCAAGAACAAAUCCGGCAAGUGGUCCGAGCAGGACUUGAACCCAGGACAGCUAGAUUGUGAGUCUGACACCCUAACCACUCAGCAACGCUGCCACCAGGCAAGCCUCAGGGGUUUCCCGGUUUUGUUAUAAACUUGCCCUUAAAUGUCCCAUCCCAGUUACCUGCCUCUGCAACUACUACCACUUACACUUCUACUGCUACAGCACAAGGAGUUCAUUAUAUUAUGAUGUUCUAUUAUUAUUUACCGUAAAUCCUCUAUUAAGCCCCCCGGGGGGCUUAUUUUUUUCAACAAUUUUGAGGGGGGGCUUAAUAGAGAGAGGGGGCUUAAAAGAGAGGGGGGGGCUUAUUUAAUUUAGUGAAACGCAUCACCUGUAGCAAAAAUACCGUGGUAUGAGACAGAGUAGACUUGGGCAUUGUACAAUUAAAGUCACUGUCAAAAGUAUUUAAUUCACUUGUGGGAGCCUAAAAGUAGCAAAAACAAAAUUCUUAUUCUUCAAAAAUGUGCUUUCGGCCUCAUGUUCUUCGGUAAUUUUUAUGAAUAAACCAUAACUGAUCAGUCCACGUUAAUCGUUAAUUUUUUGUGAAGAAUAAGGAUUGGGGGAGGGGGAGAGGGGGGGCUUAAUAGAGAGGGGGGCUUAUUAGCUUUCCUCCUCUGAAAAGGAGGGGCUUAUUUGAGAGGGGGCUUAUUAGAGAGGGGGCUUAUUUGAGAGGGGGGGCUUAUUUGAGAGGGGGGGCUUAAUAGAGGAUUUACGGUAUUUGUUUUAAUUUAAGGUCCUCCAUACACGACUGAUCAACACUUGGUAGACAACAGUGGCAAGUUACGUGUGCUGGACAAACUGCUUUUCCGUCUCCAGCAGCAAGGCUCCCGAGUGCUGAUAUUCUCACAAAUGACAAGAGUGUUGGACAUCCUGGAGGACUACUGUCUCUGGAAGGGCUAUGACUACUGCCGUCUGGAUGGACAGACACCUCAUGAAGAAAGACAGUCACAGAUCAAUGCCUUCAACAUGCCUGACAGCACCAAGUUUGUUUUCAUGCUGAGCACCAGAGCAGGUGGUCUGGGAAUUAACCUGGCGACAGCAGACAUAGUUAUUUUGUAUGACAGUGACUGGAAUCCUCAAGUUGAUCUCCAAGCCAUGGUAUGCUGCUGUUGUUAAUACCCCUCAUGUUAGAUAAGUAGCUUUUGAGGUACCUCUCCAAUCAAACUUUACUGGAAAUUGGCCACAAUUCAAUGAUAAAUGUUACUGGUGUCAAAGAUAGGUUGUUAUACUGUUGCCGUAAUAUUUAUUGCAUAGUUAGAAUCACUUUUGAAUUGAACGUUCGGUAAACAAAAAUCGUCUGCGCAAGUGCAUGCUUUUCUCCUCCUACAUGUAGUUCAUGUUAGACUCAUAAGAGAAAGCCCUGUCAUUGCUAUGUAUCCUGCAUGUGGUAUUUGGUCUCCCGUGAAAAAGAAAGAAUCCACUCUGCUGUUUGGAAAAAGUGGGAGUCCUAGACCCCAACAGUGUGGGUCAAUCUUUCGUAGGGGAGGGGACUGUCAAAGACAGCCUGCAGUAACUUGCUUCACACUGUUGCAAUUACCCUGCCAGAAAUUGGUGAAUCUGUUACAUCUGCAUCAAAGACUAAGUGAAGCAAAGUCUUCUUGUAUGAAAAAAACAAAACAAUAGACUCUAACUGCUGUCCUUCAUGUCAAGAGAUAAGCAUGCUAAGAAUGUUGCCAGUGUGUAACAGCUUUUUUACUUGUGCAUGUACAUACAACUCUAAAAAUUGUGACUAUCUUUCUCCGACAUUCUCCCACCCCAUCCCACAACAUCCCAGCCCAUGAGUUACACACUCACUGUGUAAUCAACUCGACUCAACUUUCUGUUUUGCUUCUUAGGACCGCGCCCAUCGUAUUGGACAGAAGAAACAAGUCCAUGUGUUCAGAUUUAUUACAGAAAGUACGGUAGAGGAAAGGAUCGUGGAAAGAGCAGAAAUGAAACUCAGGCUUGAUGCUAUUGUUAUUCAACAAGGUACACUACAAAUCCUCUUGAGUCAUUAAUAUUGAUUUAACCCUUUAAACCUUAAGAUCAAAAUUUGAAUUCUCAUUUGUUGCCCCUAUUCAUUUCCUACAGAAGUAGUAGGGAGAAGUUGAUAAAAUAUCAAGCAAUCUCAUCUUGUACGAUCAUGUCUGUAAUUCUCAUGACCACUCAGUUUUACAAAGCAUUGAUAUUACAAGGAGAAAUUUUAUGCUGAUCACUCUUUGGGUAGGUUUUUGAAAAUGUUAUAGAGACUCCAUCCCUGAUCUCAAAAUUUUAAACUCAAUUUUAUUUCAAGAGGCUUUAAUAGAGUUCUGAGGAUUGAAUUAUGACUGUGAUCUUACAUUUGAGUGAUGCCAUGCUUUCGAUGAAGUAUAGAUACAUGUACUUGUAUUAAUAGUAGAAUAAGGGGAAAUGACUCUCAUUCUGUCCAUUCUCAACUUUUUACAAUGAUAUUCUUGCAUAUCUGCCAAGAAAAAGCAUCAUAAAAGAACAAUUGAUAUUACACUGUUAUCUUUUAGGACGCCUUGUUGAUCCAAACCUGAAGGUCAGCAAAGAUGAAAUGUUGAGCAUGAUCCGACAUGGCGCUGAUGCGGUGUUUGCUUCAAAAGAUGAAGAAAUUACUGAUGAAGACAUAGAUGCAAUCUUGAAGAAAGGAGAGAAGAAGGUACUGUAGAAGUGCUAGCCUACUAAUUUGCUUGUUGUGCUGAAUCCUUUGAGCUCGCUACUUUUUCAGGACUUCUAUUUCAACAUUUACUGUUUUCAAGAUACACUUCACAUAGUGCCAAAACAGAACAUUUAAAGAGCAACACAUAUCAAAAGUUCUCAUUGUAAAAACAGUUCACCGCACAGCAUAACUGUUAAUGCACUUUAUAGCUUUUUAUGUUGUUGACAGUCAGACAGACAGAGUUAAAUGUUUUCAUUGUGGAGUUCAUUAGUUUUCGAAUGUUUGUUUCUCAAAGAAGUCAUUUGUUGAAAUUCUUGGUAAUCUGUCCAAUUAUAUGAGUGUACCUUAAUGUUCCUUCCAUGGUUAGAAGCAAAGAUGUAUAUAUGUACAGAAAUUCUAGGUUUCAAAACCUGACAUUUUGUAUAAAGUUUGCCAAAGUGGACGUCUUCGUAGUACCACCCAGCUUGAUCCAUAACUUUGUCAAAAAUUAUCAAUUUUUUGUUGUUGUUGUUGUUGCUUUUAGACGGCUGAGAUGGAAGAGAAGAUGAAACAAUUUGGAGAAGGUUCACUGAGAAAAUUGGCUAUGGAUGCACCAACAGAAAGCAUCUUUCAUUUUGAGGGUGAAGAUUACAAGGAGAAACGAAAGGUGAGGAAGGGGAUGAAACUUUUUUUAAAAUUUAAACGAUUUAAUGUGUUCUUUCCUGUGGAAACUUUUAUUAAGCUGUUGAAGGUGACACCUCCUAACAUUGGAGUUCAGUGUUGUGGAAAUUGGUAAUUACCCCGCCACGCCUCAAGAAUGACGAACCAAAGGUUGUGAGAGUAAAAAUUCUUUGAUUCUCUCAAUUAAUCUUAUUAGGAAAUGUAUGGAGAUGAGUGUGGAGAAUAUUGGUUAUGUGGAUAUUGGGCCUUAAAGGGUGAAAAUGACUUUAGAACGUUGGGUGAAAACAACAUUUUGCAAAGUUAAGUGUAUUUCUCUUUGUUUUUUUUUUUUUUUUUUCCAAUUGAAGACCGGUGGUAUACAUCACUGGAUUGAACCCCCAAAAAGAGAACGUAAAGCUAACUACGCCGUGGACGCCUACUUCAGAGAAAUGUUGAGAGUCAGUGAACCAAAAGCACCAAAGGUAAGACCUCACAUGUAAAGAUCUCAAGUUGCUAAAAUAGAUUUCUCUGUAACCGAUAACAGUGUUUGCACGGGUCAUGAAAGACGUGGAAAGGUAUGAAAUUUAAGAAUUUCGUUUUCCAGGCCUGGAAAUGUAUGGAUUUUAAUUUUCAGUCCUUGAAAGUCAUGGAAAAAUUAAGUUAUGUUUGGUAGAUCAGUUGCUGCAGAUAUCAAAGCAAGGACAAUGUAAGAUAGACACGAGUAAAAAAUAUACAGCGUGAACUGCGCGCAUUUUAGUGAACACACAAGUUGGUUUGUGCUGAACUGAGUUAGGGCAAAAAGUACCCUAAAACAUGGAAAGUUUGGAAAAUUUCCUCGAACGUGACAUCCUAACCUAAAGGCAUCGAAAUCAUGACACGGUCAUGGAAAAAAUCAUGGAAUUUCAAAAUAUCAAAGGAGUAAGAACCCUGCCUAAGGUCAGAAGUAAAAACGAGUGCAUUACAGAACAAACUCUAAUUUAUAGCUAAGCCCCAUACCUAAGAAAACUUGGUUAUCUAUCCAUCCGAAAAAUUUUGGUAAUCACGUGACCGUACGCCCGUCCGUCCUUCUGUCCGCACCAGGGGGAGACCAAUGUGAAAUGUCAACGUUCUAUCUAGUGUGGGAGCCUGUAACCUGUGUUUAACUUGAUAAUAGACAUCCAUGUUGUGGUCAAUUGACAGCUGUCAAUACAGGGUAUCCGCUGACCAGUGUCCCAUGACCGUAUCACGGGCUCAGGUGUCAUCUCAUUGAGGUCACGUGUUUUUUUCAAGUUUUUCGCUCAGUAGUUCUUAGCUUUUAAUUGAUGGCAGGCUCAAGUUUACGUUUGUCAGUCAUAUACUGUGGAUUUCCUGGCAAUGGUUUAAAAGUCCAUUGUAUGAAGUAAAUUUAAAAUGCAUAAACGGGAGCUUCGCUUUUAGCUCGAGCUAAAUCUAUGUUUUAUCCUUGAUCUGUCUGAUGCAGGCACCAAGACCUCCAAAACAACCUAAUGUACAGGACUACCAGUUCUUCCCGCCAAGACUGUUUGAACUUCUGGAUAAAGAGAUAUAUGCCUACAGGAAGAGUAUCGGAUACAAGGUGGGGACGCUUAGCAAUGACUUCGCUUAUUGUUGACACUCAGGAAUUGUCUUCCCCUUUUUAAAGAGGCUCAUUGAAGACUUCCAUGCAGCGGUCCCUUUUUGACCCUGACACGGGUCCGGACAAAUAUUUGAACGGAUAAAAACUUGCACGGAUGCGCCUUUCCGCGUUUACACGGCACCCGUGGAAGUGUGCAAGGUUUUGAUCCCCAAAGUUUGUAAACAGUACUGCCAUCUCUAACACAAUUUGCACGGGACCCGUGUAAACGGAGUCUGAGUACCUGAAACAAUCUGAUCUUAAAGUCGAUGUCUUAAGUUGAUUUAGUUUGCCGUUCAGGGAAGAGCUGUAGCUGGGUGGAGCUGUAGUCGCAGUUCUUUCGUUCUCAUAGAAGUGGCGUGCAAUAGAAAUUUUGGAUCAAUUAAGGUUUCUGGGAAAUUGCCCACCUACCCCUCACCUAAGUCAACAUUAACACUUACUCCUCACUUAGUGCAAAAUGUUGGAUUAGGGGAGGGGUAGGUGAGUAGUUUCCAGAAAACCUAAAUUGGUCCGAAAUUUUUGGUCGCUGUCGCUUUUUGGUGUACUUAAUAGUUUACAGGCACGAGGAGCUGUCUUUCAACUACGAUGGAGCGUUAUUUCGGCGGCGAAUUUUCUGCAGCGAAUUCCCCAUAUGACUGAAGUAAACAGCUCUUGGCCGAAAACAAAUUCCGCCCAAAAUAGAGCAAUGUUUGUUUUUCUAAAAGGAAUUUUUGUCAUGAUCAUCUGUCGAACUUAAAACUAUUGUUUGGUCAGGUUCCGCGUGAUCCUGAGGACCCACAAGGUGCUGAGAGGCAGAAAGAAGCUCAACGGUUAAUAGACGAGGCUGAACCGCUUAACGAGGAGGAAGUGACAGAAAAAGAACAACUGUUACAAGAGGUACAUUUGGUUUGAAAAUUCAUUUUGUCUUUUGUAGUAAACUUUUCAGGUAAUAAUGAUCUUGUCUACAAAGCGAGAGGUCGCGGGAUUUAUCCCUGGCCUAGACUACAUCAUCAGGGUCUUGGAAUAAUAUCGGAAGAAAAGAAGGUACUACCUGUGUCCUGCACACGCCUAGACUGUCACGUGAGACGGGUCACCGCUUGGAGCUUUAGUAACGACGACGGCGGUAGCCUGUGUCAGGCUCUCAGAUAGUAUGGUGGAACGUAUUAAAACGAGCAAAGCGAAAAUGAGACGCGCACGACUUGGGAAAGGGGGCGGAGGCGGCGGGAAAAAUGGGCGGUUUUCGCAUUUCUUUUUACUGAACGACUUUCCACCACCAUCUCAGGAGCCUGGAACAGGCUACGACGGCGGUGGCAGCGAAAACGUCACUUUAAACUGGAUUCCGCGGUUUUUUUUUUUUUUUUUUUUAAACUUUUUCGCGUUUCUUUCCAACUCGCUUACAGUGUCAGUGUUUGUGAGUUUCCCUGCAGUUAAUUUCUUGAGGACCAUACCAAUAGUUCAGAAAAGAGAGAAAACAACUUGUCGUAAAAGUAAAUUUCACGUCUUAAGGGCCUGUUUACAUGGAUUGGGGAACCCCGGUCUAGUGGGGUUGGUUUCUUUUGUUUUCACGCUCUGGGGGACACAAAACAAAAGAAACCUACCCCACUCGACUGGGGUGCCCCACUCCAUUUAAACAGGGUCUAAGUCGUGCAGUGACGGCGAAGUAGAAAAAAGCGUGAUGCACGUGCAGAGCUGUUUUGCUUAUCAGACCUAUUCAAUUGCUUUUUGAUGUUCUCAUUGUGGUCGUCUUUGCUGAAGAUCCCUAAUACUGGCCUCAGGCUACUGUCACUUCACAACCAUAUUUUUCUUCACGUAGGGCUUUACAAACUGGUCUAAGCGAGAGUUCAACCAGUUCAUCAAAGCUUGCGAGAAGUACGGUCGAGACGACCUGGACAACAUUUGCCAGGAUGUGGAAGGAAAGACUCCAGAGGAAGUAAGAGCGUAUGCUACAGUGUUCUGGGAGAGAAAAGACGAAAUGACGGAUAUCGACAAAAUUAUGGCGCAGAUUGAGCGCGGAGAAAGUAAGAUUCAACGGCGAAUCAGCAUAAAGAAGGCGCUUGAGGCCAAGGUAGGAAACGUUUUUGUUGCUGUUUCACCUUCCAGGGGUCAAUGAGGUAGACACGUUAUGUUGCAAAUUUGAGUCUAAGUAUAAUUCUGUAUUGUUGUGUUCACAUAACAGCUACUGAGUAGGACUUUCACAUGAUGCUUUUUGUUAUGAACUUGGCUCUAACUUUCGAAGUUUUGGACGAAAUUGUAUGGUAAAGUCCAUUCUCACAUAAAACCAGUAAUCAGCCUAGUUUAAUCCUGAAUUUCCUUUAUUUCCUCGCCCUAAAUAUCUUCAAGAAAGAAGUGAAAUCCUGGUUUACAGUAAAACGGAAAUGAAACCCUUUCGUUAGUACUUUCACAUGGUGCUAUUCGUUUUUUUACGUUGUUCUAACUUUGGUGUCCGUCGAUAAAAUUCUAUGAUGUUACCAAUUAAGUGGAAUUUCAUCGGCAGUACCUUUCGUGGUGUCAUUUGUUUGUCGGUAAUUUGCUCAAGUUGAAAUUCUCUAAUUCUUUACUUUUGCGACUUUUGGGAUUUUAAUGAGCACUAAAUGUGAUCCCUCUGCCCACUGGAACAAUUUUGAGGUAAUGUUUAACAUGUUUAGCGAAAGGCAUUUUAAAAUUUUAACAGUCUACCCACAUUUUUUCUCUUUGUGUUAACUGUAUUUUGUUUCUUAUAUUCAGUUUCAGUUGUUGUUGUUUUUGUUUUUUAUCAGAUGGCCCGUUAUCGCUCUCCCUUCCACCAAAUGAGGAUCGCCUACGGAACAAACAAAGGAAAGAACUACACAGAAGAAGAGGAUCGCUUCUUGGUUAGCUUAAAAAUCCUUUUACAUCCCCUUUCUCGAAGUCUGUAAGGCUAUACAUUAUUUUUUGUUUGUGUGAAUCCUCCGCGGCGGUUACCGUGGGGCCUAUCUGAUGUGAAAACUGAACAAAAACUCCCGCGCAGAAAAUUAUGAUAAAUCGCAUCUGAAUUCGAGGAGACAAGGAUUUCGCUGACACAAAUCGCCAUAAAUUGUCGCUAUAACCUCUAAACUCGGAUCGAAGCAUCCCACUUAAAAUCCCCUUUUGUAGCAAGAGAUACGGUUGCUUAACAUUCUAACAGGGACAUGUAGCAGCUCUCCUAGCCCCAAAAGCCAAUUGGUUCGAUACCCUAACCGUGAAAUAAUAGGAAAUAAUGAUAAGCAAUGAUGUUAUUGUUUUCUGCAACCAAUGUGGAAACACCUUACGAGCAGCUCCUACAUUACUCUUGUAAAAGGGACUAAUUUCUUUGUGAUAUUUCCCCGUCAGAUUUGUAUGCUGCACAAGCUCGGAUUUGAUAAGGAGAACGUGUAUGAUGAACUGAGGAUGGCGUGCAGGAGCGCACCACAAUUCCGGUUUGACUGGUUUCUAAAAUCCAGGACAGCACAGGUGUGUCUGAAUUGAAUGUCGUAAAAUCAAAACCAAAGGUACUUCUCUGGCCAAUCACAAUACGCACAGGCUAUCGAUUGAACCAAUCAGAGCUGGAAACGCGAAGCGCGGGAAAACGCAUGUAAGCAGAUCACGAUUGGGUUUGAUAUUCAUCCUGAUUGGCUGUAUAAUAUGCACGGGUGUACUCAGCCAAUCAUAUCGCACAGCGAUACUGAGGGCAAGUCUUUACUAAAUUUCUAUUGGUUGCAGAAUUUGGCAGUUGUUUUGAUGCUUUUUGUUCACAAUUGCAGGAGCUUCAGCGUCGUUGUAACACACUGAUCACUUUGAUCGAAAGGGAAAUGAUGGAGCUCGAAGAGAAAGAAAAGGCCGAAAGAAAGAAACGAGGAAAAGGUGCUGGCGGGACACCCAAGGUAUGCUCACAAAAUUAAGACGGCGACGUUCUUUUUAUUUUUCUGAACUUGCGUAUAGUCCUUAGAAAUUCAAGUCCAGAAAAAAAGUCGCCAACAUUUGACAGUUUGAACGAAAUGGAGUAAAAACAGCGCUAAUUCAUUUUUUAACUGACGAUUUUGUUACUUCGCCGUCGGGGUUACGAAAGACAAUGCAAAUGCCAGGACCAGUUGCUACAUAUAUGACACGCAAUAUCACAAGCUUAGCACCGGAAAGUUAAAGCGCCUAAUGUGAUGGAAACCUAAGUUGUAAUCCUUUCUUUUUAGUUACAAAAUAAGCUUUCGCGCCGACUUUGUUUGUGCCUUAUGUCAAUAUUCGCCGCAAAUGUUUGAAAGAACUAACAUGCGAUUUUUCUUUUCUUUUUUUUGUUUUUUGUUUUGUUUUUUCCAGGCUCAAACACCAAGCAAAGACGAAAAGAAACGAAAAGCCGACGGGACGCCUGACGGUCGUGGCCGCAAAAAAAAGAAACAGUAG